Humulus lupulus (European hop) is the source of this 1183-nucleotide messenger RNA. RefSeq names its product early nodulin-like protein 18. Gene Ontology annotation, cellular component: plasma membrane. The record is from RefSeq and is a predicted model, not a curated record. Bases 108 to 830 code for a protein of 240 amino acids. The transcript is spliced from 2 exons. Gene Ontology annotation, molecular function: electron transfer activity. NCBI's taxonomy places the organism in Eukaryota, Viridiplantae, Streptophyta, Magnoliopsida, Rosales, Cannabaceae.
GUUCAGUCCCUUAAUACUUCUCAUUGACUAAGGUAUAACAGUAUACCUAUAUAUAUAUAUAAAUCAUUACACAAAUCAAUAACAAAGUUUUACAAUCCCCAAGGGAAAUGGGACUGAUUAUUAAAAGAGACGCUUUUGGCCUUCGAUCCUUGGCCAUCUUCUUCUUCUGUUUUGUACUUCUCUCUCUUUCGUCAAGAUCUGUAGAAGCUUACAAGAACUACACAGUUGGGGACUCCCUCGGAUGGUACGACAAAUCAGAAAAACCUACUGUUAAUUACCAGAAAUGGGCUGAUGGCAAGAACUUUAGCUUGGGAGAUUUUCUCAUUUUCAACACCAACACCAACCACACAGUGGUCCAAACCUUUAACGAAACGACAUACAAGCUCUGCGACUACGACGAUGCCUCAGAUAAAGACACCACCCAGUGGAUCACGGCGGACCCCUCAAACACAGCCACCAGUCCGAUCACAGUAGCGGUUCCACUCUUGAAAGAAGGCAAGACCUUCUUCUUCUCCGGCGACUACGACGGUGACCAGUGCAUCGCCGGCCAGCGAUUCCAGAUCUCUGUCGCUCACGGCAAAGGCCUCCCCAAGAGUCUCCAAGAGCCCACUGAUGAUUCCCCUGGUCCCGUCAGUCCACAGUCCGGAGACGACGAGGGCGAUCCGGCUCCGGACACCAUCGUUCCUUCCAAUUUCAAUCAUCCAAAAGAGGUGGCGUCCGACGACAACGAACGGCCCUCGGAUUCGUCUGCAUCGGCUUCGUUGUCGUUUGUGGAUCGGCUGUCGUCUACAAUCUUCGUGGUUGGUUUACGACUUGUUUGGCUUUUUUAGUUUGAAUUCUAAUUACCUGUUUAUUUAUUUAUUUAGAUAUAUAUUACAUAUAUAGAAGAGAGUGCGAUUGGAGAUUGGGUUUUUUACGGGAAUAAUUAAGAUUCAUUUUCCGGUGCGAGUGUGUGUAAGUAAUUCACUAGUGUAGAAUUUUGCGUUGUGCUGUAUAUAAUUACUAAUCAUAUAUGUUGAAGUUUCCAAGGAAUGAUGUAAAGCCACGUGUUCUUGUGCCAAGUAAAAAUUAGUUUUAUUUGGGAUAUUUGUGGCUUAACAUUGGAAGCUUCAAAGUAUUAAAAAUGAGAGAUAGUAUAUCAUAUUUAUAGUAAAUACCAUAUCAUAUUUGUGGCUUAACAUCA